AAUUUUUACAAUCAAGAAAUAAAUUAAUUUCUAAAAAAAAAAAAAAUAAAAAAAAAUUUAAAAAAAAACGAGACGAGAAGAAAACGGAAUAAAGCCUUAAUAAAGAGGGGAAGAGACUUGAGCGAAUGCGGAAUGUUUAAACUAAGGUUGACGGCCUUGACUGCAUUGGUUUGCUUGGCUGCUACCUCAUAUGCUAUCUCCAGCACAUGGGGUAAUAUCUCUAAUUCAGCCCAGUUACUGCACGCAGAACAAGUAUUCAAUGCAUCGUCACCAGAGAAAUAUGUGAAUCGUGAAAUUAAAUUUCCGAAAAACGGUGUUGGUAAUGGACGCAUCAUAACCGGGAUACGUGCCUUCGACCAGGUCACCAAUGGUACAGGAGGACACGCCACAAUAUAUUCGGGUGGACCCGGAUUUAAUUUUGUAACACUGCAGUUGCAAUCUCAGUACAAUUAUGGUUUAAUGUUUCAUGUUGAAAUUUAUGGAAAAUGAUAUAUUUUGAACAAAUAUACAUACAUAUACAUACAUAUAUUUUUAAUUUCUUAUAAAC
Glossina fuscipes is the source of this 547-nucleotide messenger RNA. Its product is annotated as probable salivary secreted peptide. The record is from RefSeq and is a predicted model, not a curated record. NCBI's taxonomy places the organism in Eukaryota, Metazoa, Arthropoda, Insecta, Diptera, Glossinidae. The transcript has 2 exons. Bases 133 to 489 code for a protein of 118 amino acids.